Messenger RNA from Centropristis striata (black sea bass), 4550 nucleotides. It is a transcript of the gene nod1, whose product is annotated as nucleotide-binding oligomerization domain containing 1. Gene Ontology annotation, biological process: regulation of apoptotic process. The transcript has 12 exons. Gene Ontology annotation, molecular function: protein binding. Lineage: Eukaryota; Metazoa; Chordata; Actinopteri; Perciformes; Serranidae. The record is from RefSeq and is a predicted model, not a curated record. Bases 146 to 2968 code for a protein of 940 amino acids.
ACGGCACACCGUGCACACACACCGACCUGAUGAGCAUUUGUGACACAAGAGUUUCUUUUUAUUUUAGUUUCGUUUGGCUUUAUUUUGCCAGUUCAGUGUUUACAGCACAUUGGUGUGGAAGCAACACAACGGUUCUGCAGUAAAUAUGAUUUCAGAAGAAGAAGACAAGGUGCCAUGCCUUAACAUCCUCACCUACCACAGAGAGCUGCUGGUGUCCAGGUUGAGGAGUAUUCAGUGCAUCCUGGACAACCUGUUGGCCUGUGGCUUCGUCUGUGAAGAAGAAGUUGAGAUCAUUCAGCAGACAGUCACCAAGAAAGAUCAGGUACGCAAAAUCUUGGAGCUCGUCCAGUGCAAAGGGGAGGAGGCCUGUGAAUACCUCAUUUACAUCAUAUAUAAAGUAUAUGAUGCAUACAUAGACCUCCAGCCAUGGUUGAAAGAGAUCAACUACAACCCAAGCAGUGACGUAACGUUGAUGACUGUGGUUAACACAGAUCCCAUCAGCAGGUAUUGUGAGAAGUUGAGGCAUGACAUGAGCCGGGACACCUGCUUCAUUAUGUCAUAUGGCCAGAGAGAGGAGACCCGUCUGGAGGACCUAUACACUGACACACUGAUGGAGCUGUUGAAUGACUGCAAUGAAAGUUUGGGCUUCUUGGAGACUCUGGAUCAGCUCCUAGGAGACCAUGCGGUCUUCAAUCCCCAAGGAGAAACCAUCUAUGUGAUGGGGGAUGCCGGUGUGGGAAAAUCCAUCCUCCUGCAGAAGCUCCAGAACCUCUGGUCCAAGAAAGAGCUGCAGACAGAUGCCAUCUUCUUCUUUAAGUUCCGCUGUCGUAUGUUUAGCAUCUUCAAGGACACAGAACAGAUCUCCCUCAGAGACCUUUUGUUCAAAUACAACUGCUCCCCAGAUCACGAUCCAGAUGAUGAAGUAUUUGAUUACAUUUUGCGCUUCCCUGAGAAGGUUCUCUUUACAUUUGAUGGCUAUGAUGAGAUUGAGAUGAAUGACAUGAUGAAUGUUCCUGAAGUGGUGUCACCAGAAGACAAGGCGCACCCCAUUCAACUGCUCACAAGCUUGCUUUGUGGGAAACUACUCAAGGGCUCCCAGAAGGUGCUUACCGCCCGGACAGGGACAGAGUUCCAAAGUAGGGUGCUCAGGAAAAAGGUGGCUCUCCGUGGAUUUUCUCCAGAUCAUCUGAAGACCUACAUUGAUCUGCACUUUAAGGAGCAGGAGCACCGAGAGCUGGUGUCAGUCCAGCUGGAUGCUAGCCCCCACCUUUGUGGCCUCUGCUCCACUCCACUCUUCUGCUGGAUUGUAUUCAAGAGCUUUGGGCACCUGCACACCAUGCAUGAUAGUUUUCAUCUGCCUGAAACCUGCAUCACACUCACAGGCAUCUUCCUACUGCUGUCUGAGGUGUUCCUCAGCCGAUCAGCCUCACCUGCACCUGCUCUGCUGAGGAAAAGCACUCGGUGUGCCUCAGACACAUUCAGAACAGGGCUCAGGCCUCUCGCUGCAUUUGCCAAACUAGCACUUCAGGCUAUGGAGAGAGGUAGCUUCAUUUGUAGCCAAGAGGAGGUCACUGCGUGUGGCCUGACAGAGGACGACCUGUCUCUGGGCUUUCUUAGACCUGUCAAUGAGUAUGAUUCCAGUGGAAGCCCUGCUACAUUUGAAGUUCUCCAUAUCACCCUCCAGUCUUUCCUGGCAGCAUUUGCUCUGGUGUUGGAUGAGGAGGCUGCUGCUAGCUCCAUCCUCAAGUUCUUCACAGAGUGCAGCAGGAAAAAAGAAUUUUCCUGUCUGCCCUUUGACUUCUGCAUCAGUGGCUCUGCAAAGUCCAGUGAAAAGAAGCCAUUUGCAACUAACGAACACCUUCAGUUCACUAAUCUGUUCUUGUGUGGACUGCUGUCCAAGGCUAACACCGGCCUGAUGGAGCAUCUGGUAUCUCCUGUGUCAUUAAAGAAAAAACGAGUCUUACUAAAAUCGUACCUUUCCACCAGCGUAAAGUCCCAUCUCCAUGGCUUACCCCACUACAAAAGUGAAGAGGGCAGGAAAGUUCAUGUUUUGCCCAACUUCCUGUGGAUGCUAAGGUGCAUCUUUGAGACAGGAAGCAAAGACAUUGCUCAGAUGACAGCAAAAGGCAUCACGGCUGGCCUCAUCAAGCUGGGUUACUGUGACGUGUACUCAGGUGACUGUACGGCCAUCAACUUUGUACUGCAGCACCGUCAGAAGCUCCUGGGAGUUGACAUGGACAACAACAACAUCAGCGACUAUGGAGUGAAGCAGCUGAAGCCCUCCUUUUGUAAGAUGACAGUAGUCAGACUGAGCGUCAACCACCUGUCUGACAGCAGCAUUGAGGUUCUUGCUGAGGAGCUGUGCAAGCACAAAGUUGUGGAGGUGUUGGGGCUUUACAAUAAUCACAUCACAGAUGUUGGAGCCAAGCUAGUUGCUCAGAUACUUGAGGAAUGCCCAAAGCUGCGAAUGUUAAAGAUUGGUAAAAACAAGAUCACUAGUGUCGGUGGGAGGUACUUGGCCAGCGGGAUUCAGAGGAGCACUUCUAUAUUUGACGUGGGAAUGUGGGGGAACAGCAUUGGUGAUGAGGGAGCUGAAGCAUUUGCAGAAGCUUUGAGACACCACCCAAGCCUUACCAACCUCAGUCUCUCAGCCAAUGGCAUCACAUCUAACGGUGGGAAGUGCCUGGCAGAAGCACUGAAAGAGAACAGUGUCCUCAGGAUAUUCUGGUUAGUGCAGAAUGAGCUGACUGAUGAUGCAGCUUCACACUUGGCUGACUACGUACGUGCAAACACAGGCUUAACCCACCUCUGGUUAAUCAGCAACCAAUUGACUGUGGUUGGGAUCAGACACCUGGCUGAGGCUCUGACUCACAACACAGCACUCAAAGAGAUAUGUCUGAAGGGAAACCAGCUCUCUGAGGAGGAAGAGAAACUGUUUGUGGCAGAGAAAAGGCUGCGGUUCCACUGAUGCAUGCACACUGUUGGCACACUCAUUUGGUACAGUAUGGUGUGUGAUUUCACCUGGGUACAGCUGUUUGGUUAUGGGCACUAUGAUGUCUGACUAUAAUGAAAUGUAAAUACUGUAUUUUCGUCAUUCAUUCAUUCAUUGUGGAUGAAACCGUUUUUGCACUGAGGAAACUGAUGAUUUUACCUUUCGUGUUGCUGAUGUUUACAAAAUAUUUGUCAGUUGACAUGACUGUCAUGAAAAAGGAAGUGGCAAAACAAAACAGAGCAAUGACUUCCUCCUUCACAAAACUUUUUACAGACUUUGGGUACGUCUUUGUAUUUGUAUGCCACAUCUACUCUAACUUUGUUGUAUUUAUUAUGUAACUUGUAGUUUUCCACAUAGCUGAUUGAAUGUAGUGACGUGUACUUCAGCAUGAAGAGAGUGAAUCCUGUUUACUGUUUGGGUGAUAGCUAAUUGUACAGAGAUAUAAAGAUAUGUUGAUAACUUGAUUCCAAUAAGAAUGUAGUCUGUUGCAUAAAAUCUGUGUUUGAAUUCCUCCUGAUGCACUGUGUGUGAAAGCUGAGGACAAAACAUGGAGCUUAGUUCAAUCUUAAGACCUUGUUGCUCUCUUUAUUCUCUCUGAUCUUUUUCACCCUGUGGAUCUUUUUCACAGCAGAUAAUUUAACUUGCCCUUACAGGCUAAAUGCAUGUGGAACUUAUUAAAUGAAUUAUGGCUAGAUGCCACUCAAGUGUUUCAAUAAUGUACAGCAUGACAGUGAGCUGCAUGGAUGAUGGCAGCUCUGAAACUGACACUUAUAUGGAAGGUUGCAAAUGACACUCUUUGUCACCCAAUGCUUAACGGGACACUCAGGCAAUUUAGUAUUACACCUUCAUACAUAAGGGCACUAACAGAGACACAUUUAAUAAAAGCAAAAUCAAAGUAACAGUUGUUGAGGUUAUACUGAUUUAUAAUCCUUAGUAUGGGUCAAGUUCCAGAAACACUAGAAACUACAUUUUCCACAAUGCAUUAACCUCCCUUCCUGGUAAAUACUGACAGACUUAAAGGUAAAGACUUAAAGGCCUUAAAGGACGUAAAGGUAGUUCAACUAUCUGGUAUGGGACCACCACCACAAUCAUUAUUAAUCACUGACCCCAGACAGUCUUUCUUGAAAGUAAACAUUCACUAAGCUCCAUGUUUGACAGAUUUGCUUUUGGAAAGAUAAGUAGAAUCAUUCUUUAAGAGAUUCUACCAGACUAACUGAAUUUCCCCUCGGGGAUAAAUAAAGUAAUUUUGAUUGAUUUUGAUAGAAUAUGAAACUCCUCAGGCUGAUUAGACUGCACAAAAAUAACAUGGCAUAAAAAUUAAAUGAAUACAAAGGAAUAAUUGGUAUCCAAAAGAUUCACUCUUAAUUGCUCUUUGUAUGUUGCUCUUUAAGAAAAUAUAAAAAAUAAAGUUCUGUGCAAAAGUCUUAGGCAGGUGUUGAAAAAUGUCUUGAAGAAUUGAUAGAAUGGUUUGAAGGCAAAGGGUGGUCACACCAAAUAUUGAUUUGAUUUAGAUUUUUAUUCUGUUCACUCACUUUGCAUUUUGUUAAUUGAUAAAGAA